UAAGAAGCAAUUAAAAACAAGACGCCACCUGCACAAGAUGAAGAGAAAUUUUGAACCCAAGCAUUUUACAUGAGAUAUUUGAAGUGUCAAUUCAAGCGCCUACGCUUCAAUCUGAUCCGUUCUUUGGCGAGUCCUAAUGCAAUUCUUCUUGGCCCUGGACAGGAUGACACGGUGCCUCGUAAGCCCUAGGUUUCGUCUAAAGUUUGAACUUAUCUAAUGCCCAGGAUUUGUUCAAUGGCGUCCGAGCCCAAUGAUGUCACAAAACAAACUACUUUUCCUUCCCAUGUUUUGAAGAUCGGCAUUGUGGGAUUUGGGAAAUUUGGGCAAUUUCUGGCCAAGACAAUGAGCAGGCAGGGCCAUACCCUUAUUGCUACUUCACGCUCUGACUACUCUGAUAUUUGCCAGGCUCUGGGAGUCACAUUCUUCAGGGAUCCCCAAGAGUUCUGCAAAGAGCGUCCGGAUGUGAUAAUGGUGUGCACAACCAUUCUGGCCAUGGAAUCCACCCUGCGUUCUCUUCCAUUGGAGGAGCUCUACAUUACUAACACUCUCUUUGUAGAUGUGCUCUCUGUCAAAGAGUUUCCAAGAAAUCUAUUCUUGGAGGUUUUGCCUGAGCAAUGUGAAAUUCUAUGUACUCAUCCAAUGUUUGGACCAGAGAGCGGCAAAGACAGUUGGGCAGGUCUUCGCUUUGUCUAUGAUAAAGUCCGCGUUGGCAAAGAGGGCAGCUGUGCACAAAAGUGCAAUGAUUUUCUCUCAAUAUUUGAAUCUGAGGGGUGUAAAAUGGUGGAGAUGUCAUGCACAGAACAUGACCGUUAUGCUGCAGAAACUCAGUUUUUGACUCAUACUGUGGGAAGGAUCUUGUCACUUAUGAACUUGGAGCCCACACCCAUUGACACAAAAAGUUAUGAGACACUCAGACAUUUGACUGAGACUAUGUCCGGGCAUAGCAUGGAUCUGUAUAAUGGAUUGUUCCUAUGCAAUGCCAAUAGUAUGGAACAGAUGGAGAAACUUGAACGAGCAUUUGACACUGUGAAAAAUGAUCUAUUGGGAAGAUUGCACGGUAUGAUUAGCAAGCAGCUUGUACACCGAGUCCCUGGCUCUGCACCUAGUCCUCCUGCCUCUUCUACCAUGGACGCCAAUUCUCUCAAAGGGGCUGAAAAAAGUAAAAUUCAGACAUAGUUCGACUUGGAGGCAGUUUAUCAUAUAAAACUACUAAACAUUAUAUUUGGUUAAGUUUUCUACAGUUUAAUAUUUACUAUUUGUAAAUUAAAGUUAAAGAAGUAUAUAUAUCAGAAAAAUUAAUGUA
This is a messenger RNA of Cryptomeria japonica (Japanese cedar), 1303 nucleotides long. RefSeq names its product arogenate dehydrogenase 2, chloroplastic-like. Lineage: Eukaryota; Viridiplantae; Streptophyta; Pinopsida; Cupressales; Cupressaceae. The transcript is spliced from 7 exons. The record is from RefSeq and is a predicted model, not a curated record. The coding region runs from base 217 to 1176 and encodes 319 amino acids. Gene Ontology annotation, biological process: L-tyrosine biosynthetic process. Gene Ontology annotation, molecular function: prephenate dehydrogenase (NAD+) activity; arogenate dehydrogenase (NADP+) activity; prephenate dehydrogenase (NADP+) activity.